Molecule: messenger RNA, 1893 nt
Organism: Coffea arabica (coffee)
Lineage: Eukaryota; Viridiplantae; Streptophyta; Magnoliopsida; Gentianales; Rubiaceae
Source: RefSeq, a predicted model, not a curated record
AUGGCAACGGUCCUCCGUCCCCGCCCUGUUGCCGGCUACUUCCCCUGGUCUCCGGUGCCCGCUCCCCUCGCCCCGUCCCGUCCCGCUUUUUCCUGCAAGGUAAACAAAUCGAAAACAAUUGGAAACGACGUAGUUCCCUAUCCAAAGCCAGCUCCCAUAUCUGUUGUCGUCGUCGAUACGUGGAUCGCUUGCGGUGCUCUGCAAAGGCUUUUUCCUGCUUUGCUUUUGAGUUUUCCAUUUCCAGCCAAUAUUGGGAAGAGAGAGCUGCUGAAGUCUGCGCCAUGGAGGGUGGAGGAAGAAGAAGACGAUAAAUUCGAAGACGCCAAGCUAAAAGUCACCAAUCAGCCCGGUUCAACUCCUGUUAUGCACGUCCCCGGCAAGAAGCUUUCCAAGUCCAAAAACGGCGUUGCUGAUGACGGUGAUGAUUCGCUCACUGAAAUGGACCCUGAACUUCGUUACAGCUUCCAGCGUAAUUUCCAGUUUCUUCAGCGUGUAUUCAGCAUGGAUACUCUUGUGAAACCUUUUCCUCCUGCAAUGGGGGACUAUGCCUCCCACAACUUGAAUUUCUUCACUCGCAUCUUUAGCCAAUUUUUCGAUAAUGAAGAUAUUGCAGCUGCUCAGAAGUCUCUUGGAAUAGGACAAGAAGAAAAAAUCCGUCUAGGCGAAACUUGAUGACUGCAUAGACUCUCGAGGGUUGUUACUGGAUGCCUAACCAUUACUGGAUCCCACUUGCUAAUGCCACAUUCUGAAAGGAAUUCCUCAUAAUCACGCUCAAGCUCACUGUAAUCCUGACUAAGAUCUUUGGUAUUGACGUGAUCUUCAUCCUCUGAUGCGUACUGCAAAACAGCUCAAGUUUUCUCAGUAGGUUGAAGAUCAAGGUACGUUCAAAGUGCAUGUUUCAAAGCCAGAGAACUUUCAAGAAAAGGAAUACUUUUGGUGCCUUAGAGCUCAGGUCUUGAACCCAAAAUAGUAUAAUAAAUUAACGGGUUAAACCAGAGUAUGCUGAAGAAUCAAUUGCAGGAACAGCAAAACCAGAGUAUGCUGAAGAAUCAAUUGGAGGAAAGUACAAGAUUCGACAUCAUAAGUUCAACUCAAUCAGGUACUUGCAUCAUAGUCGGGUCUUGUGCCAGUAUCCAGUGCAUCUGGAUCCUUCAAAUGCUGAAGAGCAAAUUUCCACCUGAUUCUUUUAGAUCCAUGGUGAUGCUCUUCUGAUUCAUUUACAUUAUGUUUCAUAUCUCCAGCAACUCUAUUGCAUAAGGCACCAAUUAUGCAUCUGAUGCAAAAGGCUAUCAGGGGAACCAGAACUAGAAAAUAACCAGUGCUUUUAGCCUGAUAAUAAAAUUGACAAGUCUGUUGAGCCUGUUACUAAAUUUUGGUACAAUGUGCACAUUGAUCAGCUGAAUAUGACCAAUCAACAAAGUAAUUGAAAAGGCAAUAUAGUUCCAAUAAGCAAUGCUCAGAUAAGAGAAAUGACAAACAGUUUGGCAAAGCAACAUGGCACGCUAGAAGAAGUGCUCACAUAGGAUAAAUUAUGAACGGACAAGAAACUGAACAUUUUCUGGUUCAAGCAGCUACUAAACAAUUCCAGUCUUGAAGUUCUUUCAUCAAGAGAAGGGUCAGAUGAUAGGGCUCGCUCACUCUUUUGCUGCCAACAAAAGAACAUACGUAUCGUGAAGGAAGUCAGCUUUAAAACUUCAGCAAACACCAGGAAUGCAAGUAUUCUAUGGCAGUUAAGACUGUAACAUCAGCAGAACUUUUUUUUUCUUUUUUGAUGUACUCGCUUCUGUUUUUUUCUUUUGUUGUUCCAAUUUGCUCAACAAUUAUAUGUAUGAGAAUAAGAUGUGAGCUAACAUUUGAAUUCUAGAAAUAACAUCAGACUUGCCUUCUGACCAA